UAUUUCGAAAAUAACUGAAAAAUAUUCGAGAGUAUUCCAUUUUGGAUUCGUCAGUCGACACCCCAAAUCUCCGAGAAAGCGAGUGAUCCACCGAGCAAUCGCCGGAGAGAUAUCCGAUCCGACCCGAUCUGAUCUGCACCUGUAAACCACCUCAUCUUUACAUAUCUCCUGCGUGUAUAAACGCACAUAUAUUUAUCCAUUUCUCUUACAGUUUCAUUUGUUAAUCGUACGAAUAAAUUUCAUCGGAGCAAUUAUUUCGAUCUGUGAAAUGCGAAUUCAUCGCAUUUUGUAGCGUUUAGAUUUCUUUUGAAAAUAAAUUUGGAUAGUAUGUGAGAUCUUAUUAUCUUAACCUAGGGUUUUAUAAAUAAAGUUCGCAAAUUAGGGUUUUUUUUGUUCGUGCAUGAGGAUUUGGUGUUUAUUAUGUUUCGGUGAAGAAGAACAUAAGAUAAUAGACACGAUGAGUGAAAAAUCGGAGGAAAUAGGACAUUUCGAAGAAUUAGGGUUUGAAAGUUUGGUGAAUUCAAGGAAUGAAGAUGAUUUGAGGUCUAAAAGUACUACUGAGGAUGUGAAUUUGAAUUUGAAUUUGAGUUUGGGAGGAGAGUCUUCCGGCUCAUCAGGUGCGGUUGAAAGAGGCGGUUUGGAUCGCGAUUCGCAUAGUAAACGUCACAAAGCUCAGUCUACUGCACUUGAUAGUGGUAGCUUUAUUCAAGCUGCUACUUUGCAAGGAAGUAUGUCGUUUAGUUUGAUUGACACAGAGUAUGAGAGAACACAUGAUAGCUCAGGUAACUACGGUUGUUUGUUAUCGGAUGAUGAUCGGAGUCCAAUGGAGGAAGAUAUGGAUGAUCGAGAAAUUCGAAUGGAUCUUACAGAUGACUUGUUGCAUAUGGUAUUUUCUUUCUUGGACCAAAUUAGUCUUUGUGGAGCAGCUAAGGUUUGCAGGCAGUGGCGCGCAGCUAGUGCACAUGAAGAUUUCUGGAGGGUGUUAAAUUUUGAGAACAGGAACAUAUCUCCUCAACAAUUUGAAGAUAUGUGCCACCGAUAUCCAAACGCCACUCAAGUAAACAUUAAUGGGUCGCCAGCUAUUCACACACUUGUGAUGCAGACAAUUUCUUCCUUAAGGAAUCUUGAGUCUUUAACCUUGGGUAAAGGACAGUUAGGGGAGACAUUUUUCCAAGCAUUAACUGAUUGCACUAUGUUAAAGAGUUUGAUCGUGACUGAUGCUAUGCUUGGUAAUGGCAUCCAGGAGAUACCGAUACACCAUGAUAGUUUGCGACACAUUCAAAUUGUGAAAUGCCGCGUGGUCCGUAUAUCGGUCAGGUGCCCACAACUUCAGACUUUGUCGUUAAAGCGGAGCAGCAUGGCACAUGCUGUACUGAACUGCCCUCUUCUGCGCGAUCUCGAUAUAGGAUCUUGUCAUAAACUUCUAGAUGCUGCAAUCCGGUCAGCAGUGACAUCAUGCCCUCUCUUGGAGUCAUUGGACGUGUCCAACUGUUCUUGUGUUAGCGACGAAACACUACGUGAAAUCUCCAUAAGUUGUACUAAUCUCCAUGUUCUGAACGCAUCAUACUGUCCGAACAUUUCUCUUGAGUCUGUAAGGUUAACAAUGCUUACGGUUCUCAAGCUUCAUAGCUGUGAAGGCAUAACUUCUGCUUCAAUGGCUGCCAUAUCACAUAGCUAUAUGUUGGAGGUUUUGGAGCUUGACAAUUGUAGUUUAUUGACAUCAGUCUUCUUGGAUCUUCCUCGAUUGCAGCAUAUCAGGCUUGUGCAUUGUCGAAAUGAUUGCAGAUUUGUAGACUUGAGUUUAAGAAGUGCGGUAUUAUCAUCCAUUAAAGUCUCUAACUGUCCUGCACUCCAGCGAAUCAACAUUGUAUCAAACUCACUGCAAAAACUAGUUUUGCACAAACAGGAUAGCUUAACUUCAUUAGAGCUGCAAUGUCAAGGUCUAGAAGAAGUUGACCUCACAGAUUGUGAAUCUUUGACCAAUUCAAUAUGUGACGUUUUUAGCGAUGGUAGUGGGUGCCCCAUGCUCAAAUCCUUAAUUCUUGACAACUGUGAGAGCUUGACGGCUGUGAAAUUUUCUAGCAACUCAUUAACUAGCCUUUCUCUUGCUGGUUGCCGUGCUAUUACUUCUAUUGAACUAACCUGCCCUUAUCUUGAGCAAGUGUCGUUGGCUGGAUGUGAUCAUCUUGAAAGAGCAAUCUUUAGUCCAGUUGGUCUGCGAUCUCUUAAUUUAGGAAUAUGUCCUAAACUAAAUGCACUCAAGAUCGAAGCACCAUCUAUGGUGUUACUUGAACUGAAGGGGUGCGGUGUCAUAUCAGAGGCAUUUAUAAACUGUCCGCUUUUAACAUCUCUCGAUGCUUCCUUUUGCAGCCAACUAAAGGACAACUGCUUAUCUGCAACUACCGCCUCAUGUCCCCUCAUUGAAUCGCUAAUUCUAAUGUCAUGUUCAUCUAUUGGUUCUGACGGACUCUUGUCUCUCCGCCGGCUUAAAAAUUUGACAUCGCUCGAUCUUUCCUACACGUUCUUAACCAACUUGCAGCCUGUAUUUGCCUCCUGUCCACAGUUAAAGAUUUUGAAAUUACAAGCAUGCAAGUAUCUCACCGACACAUCACUCGAACCUCUUUACAAAGACGCGGCUCUCCCGACCCUGCGGGAAUUGGACUUAUCGUACGGGACCUUAUGCCAGGCUUCCAUAGAGGAGCUUCUUGCUUGCUGUACUCAUUUAACUCACGUCAGUUUGAACGGGUGCGUGAAUAUGCAUGACCUAAACUGGAGUUUUAGUGCUGAUUGGGCAUAUCUAUCAUCUAUGGGCUCUAACCAGCCUCAACGAUUUUUACAAAAUCUCAACUGUGUUGGUUGUCCAAAUAUCAAGAAAGUACUCAUCUCGUCAGUCGCUCGGUUUUCUAAUUUGUCAUCGUUAAACAUUUCGCUAUCUGCAUAUUUGAAAGAAGUUGAUGUGGCCUGUAUUAAUUUAUGCUUUCUCAAUCUCAGCAACUGUAGCUCUUUGGAAAUCUUGAAGCUCGACUGCCCAAGAUUAACUAGCCUCUUUCUGCAGUCCUGCAAUAUUAGCGAAGAAGCAGUUGAAUCCGCGAUAUCGGAGUGUAACAUGCUCGAGACACUAGACGUCCGCUUUUGUCAAAAGAUAAUCUCGACAGGCAUGGGAAGAUUACGGACCGCUUGCCCGAGCUUGAAACGCAUAUUCAGCUAAGGAAAGCUUCUCUGAAAACAAUAUUAUGCCAUUUACUUUUUGUGUUGUUUGUUUCAAUUCCUACAUUUUUAGGGGUUAAUAAACAGUCUCCAUGUUAUGUAAAACUACUCCAUUGAUGAACAUCGUUUACUUGUUUUAUUUAAUGAAACAAUUUUCAAUCUA
This is a messenger RNA of Helianthus annuus (common sunflower), 3370 nucleotides long. RefSeq names its product F-box/LRR-repeat protein 15. The transcript has 16 exons. Gene Ontology annotation, molecular function: protein binding. Bases 401 to 3208 code for a protein of 935 amino acids. NCBI's taxonomy places the organism in Eukaryota, Viridiplantae, Streptophyta, Magnoliopsida, Asterales, Asteraceae. The record is from RefSeq and is a predicted model, not a curated record.